Cyclocybe aegerita is the source of this 1188-nucleotide messenger RNA. The record is from the annotation of a GenBank genome assembly. Lineage: Eukaryota; Fungi; Basidiomycota; Agaricomycetes; Agaricales; Hemipholiotaceae.
AUGUCUUACUCGCUAUCUCCUCUCCUGACUCAGUCACUCAGUUGGACUGGAAUCAGCCGCCCGACGCGCCGACGAAUCGCUGGUCGACCGCCUGUCAGAUCCGUGCCACUUUCCCCGACCCAAGGUGCACCUCGAAAUGCAGUUGUGUCACCCCGAGCACGCCAGACGAAUAACUCGACAGUCGCCCUCGAUGUUUUCGGCCGUCCGUCAGACUCGCAUGUUGGGGUCCUUCCGGACGAGAUUAUUGCAAUCAUAGUCGACUACGCCUACCCCCGAACCGAGCCAUUCGCGGUCAUUCGAUACGCCCACGUCUGCCAACGGUGGCGCGCUAUCGUGUUUUCAACUCCAUCCCUUUGGACGAAUGUCGCUCUCCCACCUCAUAUCUCCGACGAAACGGAGAUUUUACGCUGUGUUUCGGAGUGGAUACAGCGCGCCGGUGCGCUUCCUUUCAGGCUUACUAUCGACACGAUAGCCAUGAACCGCCGAACAUCCCUCGAUGUGAUGAGAUCUCUGUCUACCUCCCUCCUCAUGGAACGCUGCGCGCACCUGGCUCUCGAGCCGAAAUUCUUUGACUCGAUUUAUCCCCACGUAGCCUGCCUCGAGAUACUCCCUAACUACGCCGAAUCACCCCGUCCACGAAUCAUUGUCCCAUCAGUCCCUUCGGUUUCCAUCUCCUCCAGCCACGCCCUCUCCAACUUCGACUUCCCCUCCUCUUCGUCCUCAAUCUCAAUCCGUACACUCUCCCUCUCCGCACCAGGAUACACCACUUCCUUCCUCCCGCUCCUCCUCGCCUGUCCUUACAUCGAGGAGUGCACGAUCGCGUACGACGAGAGUCCGUGGUUCAACGAGGAGAACGAGUGGGUGGUGAACACGAACGUGGCCCAGGAGGAGCGGAGCUGGAUGCCGAGGUUGAAGAAAUUGACGGUAGUGAGGCCGCCAAGGAAUGCGCUGAAAUUUAUGAGCAAGGCGGUCUGUGCGCCCGAGUUGGAUGUCGUGGAGGUGCUUUUGAGGGACUCGAAAGGUGUGGAUGGGACGGACUCGGAGGAAGUGGAGAGGGACGUUGAUGGGUUGUGUGAAGCGGAGAGGAAGGAGAGGAAGGUGGUGAAGGUGGUUUAUCUGACGAAAGAGGAGUGGGGGUUAGAUGCGAGGAAUAAUGAUCAUAAGAUGCGUCGCGGAUGGGACGUAUGA